GGAGCCGUCGAUACUUAGAGUAACACGUCACUUAACAGUGAAUACAAGCCGGUGCCUGGCUCCCAUUUUUAUUUUUAUUUUUUUAUUGCUUCACAUGUUUUUUGAUAAUAACUUAAACACUCAUUGAUUCGGACGUCACUCUGAUAUUGAAGGGGUUACACCCAGUGAGAUAUGCAACAGCUAACCAAAAGGACAAGAUGAGAAAGGACAGGACAUGGGAAAUGAGCAAGGCAAUGCUACUGAUGAGUGUUGCGGUGCGAUGCCUUUUAGAGUGUCUAAACACCUGUAAGAACCUGUGAGUUGUGAGACCACAGAGAACCCCCUCCCUUGGCCACCACUGACCACCACCUAGCGACCAGAACAGGGCACAGAAGGCAGGCCCGUCCAAGAUGGGAGGCGUUGACACCCUACCAUAGGCCCCAAGUCAGCCGGGGGCCCCAUACAGCCCGAAGGAGAGAGAGGCGAAGACCACGGCCCAGCACCCCGGGGAGAGGGAAGAGGAGGACACAGGCCCAGGAUACAGCACCACAUCCCCCAGACCCCCACCCGGAGACCAGGACGAGGCCCCUGGAGUGAGGCCAGCGGGCACCUACCCGGCAACCAGGGAUGGAGCGCAGCCCCGGGACCAGUUCAGGGUGUACCCCACCUCUCGCUUGCUGAUGGCCACCUACCAGGAAUUCAUCCAGCAGAAUGAGGACAGGGAUGGGGUGAGAUUUAGCUGGAACCUCUGGCCCUCCAGCCGACUAGAAGCAACCAGGCUUGUGGUGCCGGUCUCCUGCCUCUUCACACCGCUCAAGGAGAGGCCUGACCUACCCCCGGUCCAGUAUGAGCCAGUCAUGUGCAGCCGGGCCAACUGCAAGGCAGUGCUCAACCCACUGUGUCAAGUUGACUUCCGAGCAAAGAUUUGGGCCUGCAACUUCUGUUUCCAGAGAAACCCAUUCCCUCCCUCCUAUGCGGGAAUAUCAGAAGUGAACCAACCAGCUGAGCUUAUGCCCCAGUUUUCCACCAUUGAGUACAUAGUACAGCGCGGACCCUCAGCUCCACUGAUCUUCCUCUAUGUAGUUGACACAUGCUUGGAGGAAGAAGACCUCCAGGCUCUGAAGGAAUCCCUUCAGAUGUCCCUCAGUCUUCUGCCUCCCAACGCUUUAGUGGGCCUCAUCACUUUUGGACGCAUGGUCCAGGUUCAUGAGCUCAGUUGUGAGUUGAUCUCCAAGAGUUACGUGUUCAGAGGCACCAAGGAUCUCACCUCCAAACAGAUCCAGGAGAUGUUGGGUUUAACAAAGCCUUCUGCAUCAGGACCGCAAGGAUGCGCUCCUGCACCUCAAGAUGCUGCAUCCUCUUGCAGGUUCCUUCAGCCUGUGCACAAGGUUGAUAUGAAUCUGACCGAUUUACUGGGGGAGCUUCAGCGAGACCCCUGGCCCGUUCCUCAGGGUAAAAGGGCACUCCGAUCCACCGGUGUUGCGCUGUCUGUCGCUGUUGGUCUCCUAGAGGGCACAUUCCCCAAUACGGGUGCUCGUGUGAUGCUGUUCAUCGGCGGCCCCCCCACUCAGGGCCCCGGAAUGGUAGUGGGAGAUGAGCUGAAAACCCCCAUCCGUUCCUGGCAUGACAUCCAGAAGGAUAAUGCUCGCCACUUGAAGAAGGCUACAAAGUACUAUGAAGCCUUAGCCAACCGAUCAGCAGUAAAUGGCCACAGUAUUGAUAUCUACGCCUGUGCUUUGGACCAGACUGGGCUCCUGGAAAUGAAGUGUUUAUCUAAUCUCACUGGGGGACACAUAGUGAUGGGAGACUCGUUCAAUACCUCUUUGUUCAAGCAAACGUUCCAGAGAGUUUUCAACAAAGACUAUAAUGGUGACUUCCGCAUGGUCUUUGGAGGCAUCAUGGAGGUCAAGACUACACGAGAGGUGAAGGUUUGCGGGGCUAUCGGACCUUGUGUAUCGCUCAACUCAAAGGGUUCCUGUGUAUCAGAGAAUGAGAUGGGCGUUGGUGGCACAACCCAGUGGAAAGUGUGCAGUCUCAACCCUUCCACCACUUUGGGCAUUUAUUUUGAAGUGGUGAAUCAGCACAAUGCACCAGUCCCCCAGGGUGGCCGAGGAGCAGUCCAGUUUGUAACCCAGUACCAGCACUCCAACACUCAGAGGAGGAUACGCGUCACCACAAUUGCAAGGAACUGGGCAGAUGCACAAUCCCAAAUUCAGCAUAUUGAGUCAUCAUUCGAUCAAGAAGCCGCCGCUGUGCUCAUGGCUCGACUGGGAGUGUUCCGAGCAGAGUCGGAGGAGGGGCCUGAUGUCUUGCGGUGGCUUGACAGGCAGCUAAUUCGCCUGUGCCAGAAGUUUGGUCAAUUCAAUAAAGAUGAUCCUACAUCUUUCAAGCUGUCAGAGUCCUUGUCACUUUACCCUCAGUUUAUGUUCCACUUGCGGCGGUCGCCCUUCCUGCAGGUGUUUAACAACAGCCCAGAUGAGUCCUCCUAUUACAGGCACCAUUUCGUCAGGCAGGACCUCACACAGUCGCUCAUCAUGAUCCAGCCCAUCCUUUACUCGUACUCCUUUUAUGGCCCACCUGAGCCUGUACUUCUGGACAGCAGCAGCAUUCUGCCUGAUCGAAUCCUGCUGAUGGACACCUUCUUCCAGCUUGUUAUCUACCAUGGCGAGACCAUAGCCCAGUGGCGAAAGGCAGGAUACCAGGAAAUGGCUGAGUAUGAAAACUUUAAACAGCUGCUACAAGCACCUCUGGAUGACGCGCAGGAGAUCCUGCAGACGCGCUUUCCCAUGCCACGAUACGUCGAUACAGAGCAUGGAGGUUCUCAAGCCCGCUUCCUGCUCUCGAAGGUCAACCCUUCCCAGACCCACAACAACCUUUACGCCUGGGGACAGGAGACUGGAGCGCCGAUCCUUACUGAUGACGUCAGCCUGCAGGUCUUCAUGGACCACUUGAAAAAACUGGCUGUGUCCAGCUCUACAUAGACCUGUCAACAUCCCACCACCUUACAACAUCCCCUGAGACAGUUAAACUUUUAGAUAAUUUCCCCUGGAAAAUCACAAAUGUCAUGAAUGCCAAUAUCCAGCUCUACAUAGACCUAUCAACAUCCCACCUUACAACGCUCCUAUUAAAACUAAGACAAUCUUGAGGUGACCUAGAACACUGUGGAGGAGCACAAGGAUGAUGGUAAAGACCUCUGAAUCAAAGUGCAGGAACGCAGAACAUGAGUGGAGAAAAAUUAAACUCCAAAUUGACGAUGACCACUGCAGACAAAGUCUUUGUAAUUUUAACCAAGGCUUCGUCAGGGCUACACAGCAACAUUUUUCUGAAAUCAUCAGUAAGACCUUAAAUAAUACUCUCACUCCAUUUGCUGUGGUUGACAAGCUCACAACCCCCCUGAAUCAGAUUGCUCCAGAACUCCUAAUAGCAGAUAAAUGCAAUGAAUUUGCUUAUUUUAGUGGAAAAAAAAUACAAUCCAUCAUGUUAAAUAUGAGCACAAAUCAGCAAAAUGAUAAAAUGAUACUACAUCUGAAGCCACACAGCAAAAACUCUAUUACCAUGUCAGAAUUUGAUUGUUGACCAAAACACUGUAGAGAAAACUAUUCAGCAGCUGAAACCAUCAACAAGCUGUCUUGACUCAAUACGAUCUGACUUUUUCAAAGCUAUUGUAAAGUAGCUGCCAUUAAGCCUCUUCUAAGUAAAUAGAACGCUGGAUGGUUCCAUGUUAGCAAGCUAUCCACCCAUCUCAAAUCUUCAUUUCAUAGCCAAGAUUGUUAUUUUAAAUUAACUCAGCAAUUUUUUGAACGUAAAUUGACUUUUUGACAAAUUUCAAUCAGGUUUUCGAACUGUACACAGUACAGAAUCUGCUGUUAUCAAAGUGCUAAAUGAUAUAAGGUUGAAUACUGACUCUGGAAAGGUGUCAAUUCUGGUCUUGUUGGAUCUCAGUGCGGCUUUUGAUACGGUCGAUCAUAAUAUCGUAUAAUAUCAGGUCGGUAACGUGGGUAGGACUAAAUGGAAAGUUCUUAAAUGGUUCAGGUCCUACCUGGAGAAAAAGAGUUAUGUUGGAAGUGUUCCCUCCUGUUCAGCCUGUAUAUACUACCCUUGGGUCAAAAUCUUCAGAACUUUAAUUUUGACUAUCAUAGCUAUGCAGGUGACACACAGUUACAUCUAGCAGUGUCUCCAGAUGACUGCAGUUCAAUUGAGGUGUCGUGUCACUGUCUAAAAAAGAUAAAUAACUGGAUGAGCCAAAAUCUUCUUCAAUUAAACCACAACAAAACUGAGAUAAUUGUUUUUUGGCAAUAAAGAAGAGAGGAUAGUUAGUAAAUACCUGUAGUCAGUCACCAACCAAAGACCAAUUCCAAAACUUUGGUGUGCUGAUAGAUUCCGACCUUACUUUCAGCAGUCAUAUCACAUCAAUUAUUAAAACUACCAUCUGAAGAACAUAUCCUGAGUGAAGGCUUGCAUGUGGCAAGCAGACCAUGAGAAGCUCAUCCAUACUUUUAUCUCAAUUAUACUUGACUAUUGUCAUCGUCUUCUGACUGGACUCCCCAACGAGCAUAAACAGCUCCAACUCACUCAGAAUUCUGCAGCUCGGGUUCUGACCAGAACAAAGAGGUCAGAGCAUAUUACUCUUAAUUCUAAAGUCUUUACACUGGCUCCCAGUCACCUUUUAGGGUAGAGUUCUGCUACAGGUCUAUAAAUCACUUAAUUGUUUAGGUCCUGAAUACAUGAAAGAAAUGCUCAUGCAAUAUAAACCCAGUAGGGCUCUGAGAUCGACAGACUCAAGUCAAAUAGUGGAACACAGAGUCCAAAGCAAACAUGGUGAAGCAACAUUUAGCUAUUAUGCUGCACACAAAUGGAAUAAGUUGCCAACAGAAGUGACGUCAGGACCAAGUGUGAAUGUUUUUAAGUCCAGGUUAAAAACUAUUUAUUUUCUCAUGGUUUUUAGAACAUUUUCCUCUUUUAAACCUUUUAAAUUUCUUGCACUGUACGCUGUUUUAAUUGUACUUUUUUCCCCCCCCUUUGUUUUAAAUGUAGGCGGCAUGGUGGAUAACUGGUUAGCACGUCUGCCUCACGGUUCCGAGGACCCAGGUUAAAAUCUGGCCUCGCCUGUGUGGUGGGCAUGUUUCUUCCCGUGCCCGUGUGGGUUUUCUCCGGGUACGCCGGUUUCCUCCCACAUCCCAAAAACAUGCAUGCUAGGUUAAUUGAAGACUCUAAAUUGCCUGUAGGUGUAAAUGUGAGUGUGAAUGUUUUUUUAUAUAUAUAUAUGUGCCCUGCAAUUGGCUGGCGACCAGUUCAGGGUGUACAUCGCCUCUUGCCCAGAGUCAGCUGGGAUUGGCUCCAGCACGCCCGCGACCCGAGUGAGGAUAAGCGGUACAGAAGACGAAUGAAUGAAUGUUUUAAAUGUUUAUAGGCUGUUUUUUUUUUAUCUUUGUUUUUAAAUGCUUUUAAUCAUGUAAAGCACAUGGAUCUAUCUUGUGUGUGUGAAAUGUGCCGUAUAAAUACAUUUGCUUUGCUUUACUUUACCAUGGCGGAACACAAGGAAUUGACUAGACAUUCCAGUUCAGCUGUCAGCAUCCAAUGUCUGGCUCCAAACGUUCACCUCCUUUUAUUUUUCUCCGUCUUGACUCAUGUGUGACCUUUCCAGUGUGCAAAUAGGAAAUUCUCAAUUUCUCUUAUAUAUUUGAUAUGACCUUUGACAUGCAAAGUGAUUCAAAUAAUCUGUUUUUUGUUUUAAGUAUCUGUUGCAGCACACAAAAGUGCUGCUUAAUGAAAACAAAUGUUUGCUUUGUCUCGAACUAAAUAAAUUAAGUCAAGAAAAUGUAUCCUUAAUAAAUGGUAAUGUAUGUACAUGUAA
Phyllopteryx taeniolatus (common seadragon) is the source of this 5833-nucleotide messenger RNA. It is a transcript of the gene sec23b, whose product is annotated as SEC23 homolog B, coat complex II component. The transcript is spliced from 20 exons. Gene Ontology annotation, cellular component: COPII vesicle coat; endoplasmic reticulum exit site. Gene Ontology annotation, molecular function: GTPase activator activity; zinc ion binding. The record is from RefSeq and is a predicted model, not a curated record. Gene Ontology annotation, biological process: endoplasmic reticulum to Golgi vesicle-mediated transport; COPII-coated vesicle budding; intracellular protein transport. The coding region runs from base 660 to 2960 and encodes 766 amino acids. NCBI's taxonomy places the organism in Eukaryota, Metazoa, Chordata, Actinopteri, Syngnathiformes, Syngnathidae.